AUGAGUGACGAAGUGAAGAAGGACGAAGUCAAGAAGGACGACGCCACCAAGGUCGUUGAAGACAAGCCUGCCACUGCCGUGCCCCAGUCGCUGGUGUUCCUGAUGUUUGGCGGUAAGAAGGAAAAGAAGCCCGAAAAGGAAGAGGAAGAAGAAGAAGACAAGUCGGGUGCCACCAAGAAGGACGACGACGACCCUGAAGCUGAAGCCGACGUCCACUUCGAACCUCUCGUCAAGCUCGAAAAGGUUGAAGUGAAGACCAACGAAGAAGACGAAGACGUGUUGUUUAAGGUGCGGGCUAAGUUGUUCCGUUACCACGCCGACACCAACGAAUGGAAGGAACGUGGUACCGGUAACGUUAAGUUCUUGAAGCAUCGUCAAACGGGUAAGACCAGAGUGUUGAUGAGACGUGACAAGACCCUCAAGAUCUGUGCCAACCACUUGGUGAAGAAGGAAUACGAGUUGAAGCCUAACGUGGGUUCCGACCGUAGUUGGGUGUACUCGGUGGCCGCCGACGUGUCUGACGGUGACGCCGAAGCGCAAACCUUGGCUAUCAGAUUCGGGGACAAGGAAAAGGCCGAAGAAUUCAAGAAGUACUUUGACCAAGCCAAGGCGGAAGACAAGUAA
Diutina rugosa is the source of this 624-nucleotide messenger RNA. RefSeq names its product Ran GTPase-binding protein (gene YRB1). The transcript has a single exon. Gene Ontology annotation, molecular function: GTPase activator activity. The record is from RefSeq and is a predicted model, not a curated record. Gene Ontology annotation, biological process: protein import into nucleus. The coding region runs from base 1 to 624 and encodes 207 amino acids. Gene Ontology annotation, cellular component: cytoplasm; nuclear pore. NCBI's taxonomy places the organism in Eukaryota, Fungi, Ascomycota, Pichiomycetes, Serinales, Debaryomycetaceae.